This is a messenger RNA of Planococcus citri (citrus mealybug), 1998 nucleotides long. RefSeq names its product Ionotropic receptor 8a (gene Ir8a). Gene Ontology annotation, molecular function: glutamate receptor activity; transmitter-gated monoatomic ion channel activity involved in regulation of postsynaptic membrane potential. Gene Ontology annotation, biological process: modulation of chemical synaptic transmission; synaptic transmission, glutamatergic; monoatomic ion transport. The transcript has 9 exons. Lineage: Eukaryota; Metazoa; Arthropoda; Insecta; Hemiptera; Pseudococcidae. Gene Ontology annotation, cellular component: postsynaptic density membrane; plasma membrane. Bases 37 to 1302 code for a protein of 421 amino acids. The record is from RefSeq and is a predicted model, not a curated record.
UUUUGCAUAGAUUUGAUUCAAACACUGGCGGAAAGAAUGAAUUUCGAAUAUGAAUUGGUUUUGUCUCAAGAUGCAGAUACCAUGGGAUUAAAAACAAUUAAUGAAGGAAUUCUUCGAGAUGUUUUUACUGAGAAAAUUGACAUCGCAGUUGCGCCGUUAUCAAUGACAGCAGCCAAAGCAGAAAUAGUUGAUUUCGUCACUCCUUAUUUUGAAAAUUCAGGAUUAUCGAUCGUGAUACGAAGACCUAUCAGAAAAUCAUCAUUUUUCAAAUUCAUGACAGUUUUAAAUAUGGAAGUAUGGCUCAGUAUUGUAAAUACAAUCUUUAUAACAGCUUUAGCGAUUUGGUUAAUACAGAAAUACUCGCCGACUUGCAAGAGAUUGAGUCUAUACGAGGAAAAUAGAAGAGAGUUCACUUUCCGAGAAAGUAUUUGGUUCGCAAUUACAACAUUUACAAAUCAGGGAACGGGAGAAAUGCCAUUUUCACCACCGCAUAAAUUUCUAAUUGCAGCAUAUUGGAUAUUUGUAUUAGUGAUGAUGGCUACCUUCACAGCUAAUUUGGCCGCUUUUCUCACUGUAGAACGUUUGCAGGCUCCCAUCAGCUCAUUUUGGGAGCUCACUCACAACACAAGGAUCAAAUUUACGGUGGUGAAAAACUCUCACGCUCAUUCGUACUUCAAAAAUAUGAAAAUUGCCGAAGAAAUUUUGUUCAGCGUUUGGAAGGACUUGGCUUUGAAGCAAAGUAAAGAAAACGAGACUCAGUAUCGUAUAUGGGAUUAUCCAAUUAAAGAAGAGUACAGCCACGUGCUGAGGGCCAUCGAAUUGAAUAAUCCAGUGCCAAGUGCAUCUGUGGGUUUUCAAAAGGUUCUUGAUAGUGAAAAAGGUGAAUUUGCAUUGAUACAUGAUGCAUCCGAAAUACGAUAUAACGUGUACAACGACUGUCGGCUAAUUGAAGUUGGUGAUAUAUUUGGAGAAAGGCCGUUUUCUAUUGUUAUCAAAAAACAGAGCCAUCUCAAAAACGAAAUAAAAAAUAGAAUUUUAGAUUUACACGAAGAACGAUAUUUUGAAUGGUUAAGCACUAAAUAUUGGAACACAUCUAAAUUAUCUGCUUGUUCAAGUAACGACGGCGAUACUGAAGCGAUUACAUUGGAUAGUUUAGGUGGUGUUUUUGUUAUUUUAUUCUGUGGCAUACUAUUAUCGCUGAUUUCCUUGACUAUAGAAAUCAUACGAUUUAAAUUCUGGAUGAAGAAACAUAAAAAGCGAAAAUCAUCAAGAUUUUUAUUCUUCACUAAUCAUCCAAAUUAGAUGCAGAACCCAAAGUAUUCGAAAUUCGAUUUGUGCAUACUAUCUUAUCUUAAGUAGGUAAGUUUAUAGCCAUGCUAAAUCCUCCAGUUGUACAAAGGAGUAGGUGCUGCCAUUCUAAAUCAAGUGGGUGUUUUCUUUUUCUAGUUCAGAAACUACGUACCUAGUUUUUUUGUCCAGAGGAACGGUUAAUAAUUAAUAUACAUACAUAAUAUAAAAUAUGUACGAUGAAAUGAUACCUCAUUUUUCCUUUAUCUAAGCACAUUUGUAGAUAAAAAUCACAGAAUGUCAGCAAUUAUUAAUCAAUUGAUGUGAUGAAAAUAUAAAACUUCACUGGCGUUGUAAGUCGAUAAUUAAUUCUUCGUAAUAUGUAGUGAAGGGCAUUUUAGUCAAGUACUCGAGUCAUCAAUUUUUCAUGAAUGUCUGAUGAUAGAGACUAUUCCGCAUUUCUCGGACUGGAAAUAUGAAACAUAAUUUCUUAAAUAAAAAUGAUUUUAUUGGAACACUUUUGAAUUUUUAUUGAUGAUUUUUCUCAAAAAUUAAUUGUAUGGGAAUAAGCGAAUGAGUACGAAUGCAUGCCGAAUCUCAUUAUAACACCGGGAAAACUGGGGGAUACGAGGCACAGAUUCUUUCUAUGUCCAGGGUCAAUAAUUCAAAAUUUUCAGUAGAUAUUCCGAUUAAUCACGAAUGAGUACCGUU